GCAGGGGUAUUGACUUAAUUGGUAAACAGCUGUCAGCGAAGCAAACAAAUUUAAAUAACUAAAUGCACACAUAAAACUUGAUAUGAUGAACUCGACUGGUAAAUGCUGGGCUACUGGCCUUUUACAUACCAUUAAAGAUGCUAAGAAUCUUAUAAUAUCAUCUGAAGAUGCUGUAGUGAUAAACGACAAGUAUCCGAAGUCACAGCAUCAUUAUCUCGUACUGCCAAAAGCCGACAUUCCGGAUAUUUUCCAUCUAAAUCAAAGCCACCUACCAUUGCUAGAGGAACUAUUUCUGCUUGCACAAAAUGUGAUUGAGGCAAAGCGUUGCCAUUUAGACGAUUUCAAAAUUGGAUUUCAUGCACAACCUAGCAUGCAAAGAUUACACUUACAUGUGAUUUCCAAAGAUUUCGUAUCAGACUGUCUUAAAACCAGGAAGCACUGGGCUAGUUUCAACACUAAAUUGUUCCUGUAUUAUCAAGAUGUGUAUGGGCUGAUAAAGGCAGGAGACCGGAUCCAACGACUUGACAAGGAAAUAGUGCACCAGUUGUAUGCCUCUGCUCUGGAUUGUAAUCAGUGCAAGUUUGUGGCAAAAAAUGUACCAGACUUAAAACGACAUCUACUAGAACACUGGUCCCAUAAGCAAUAACAAAUAUCAAUACAAUGAUAUUUAAAAAUAAUUCAUUAUUGUUUAAAUACUUAACAUAUUUAUUAGUAAUUUUACAGAAAUUAAGAUAUUUCUUCUUUACUUAA
Messenger RNA from Bactrocera tryoni, 750 nucleotides. RefSeq names its product aprataxin-like protein (gene Aptx). Lineage: Eukaryota; Metazoa; Arthropoda; Insecta; Diptera; Tephritidae. The transcript has 3 exons. Gene Ontology annotation, cellular component: nucleus. The record is from RefSeq and is a predicted model, not a curated record. The coding region runs from base 83 to 646 and encodes 187 amino acids. Gene Ontology annotation, biological process: double-strand break repair; single strand break repair. Gene Ontology annotation, molecular function: single-stranded DNA binding; DNA 5'-adenosine monophosphate hydrolase activity; mismatched DNA binding.